This is a messenger RNA of Sphaerodactylus townsendi, 3994 nucleotides long. RefSeq names its product calpain 10 (gene CAPN10). Lineage: Eukaryota; Metazoa; Chordata; Lepidosauria; Squamata; Sphaerodactylidae. Gene Ontology annotation, molecular function: calcium-dependent cysteine-type endopeptidase activity. Bases 260 to 2203 code for a protein of 647 amino acids. The transcript has 14 exons. The record is from RefSeq and is a predicted model, not a curated record. Gene Ontology annotation, biological process: proteolysis. Gene Ontology annotation, cellular component: cytoplasm.
GGCCGGGCGCCUCCUCGCAACUCCCCGCGGGCGCCGAGCGGCUUUGCCAUUGGCGGCGUCCGCGUCGUGCGCUCCGUGGGUUGGCUGAAGGGAUGGUCUUGGGGGCGCUCCUGGCCACAGUGCUUACGUACGGAUUCUCCGGGAGGUGGAUAUGGAGUCUGAAGAAGGUUCCCGAUCAAGGGUGAUGCCAAGGCCACACGUGGUUUAAAUCCGCGCCCUGCUGUCUUUGAGCUCUCUGCAAGGAUCCGGGUUUCUUCGGAUGAUGCCGGGGGACGGAAUGCUUCUGGGUCUUGAGGGAGACCUCUAUAAAGACUUGUCUUUUCCAGCCAAGGACGAGUCACUCUUUUUUAACUACUCCACUCCGCUGGCCCAGUUCAGAGGAGAGAUUUGUUGGCUGAGGCCUCAGGAGAUUUGUUCAAAUCCUCGCCUGUUUUCAGACAAUCAGUAUGAAUGGCAAGUCAAGCAAGGCAUGCUGGGAGACUGCUGGUUCCUGUGCGCUUGUGCGGCUCUGCAGAAGAGUAAAUACCUCUUAGCCAAGGUGAUCCCUCCAGGCCAGCCCAGUUGGAGAGAUGAGACAUACCGGGGCUGUUUCACUUGUCGGAUCUGGCAGUUUGGACACUGGGUGGAAGUCACCAUCGACGACCGUCUCCCUUGCCUGGGGGGCAAACUUUGCUUCUCGCAAUGCCAGACGGAAGAUGUGUUCUGGCUCCCCUUGCUGGAAAAGGCCUACGCCAAGGUGCACGGGUCGUAUGAGCAGCUGUGGGCUGGCCAGGUGGCUGAUGCUCUGGUGGAUCUGACGGGAGGCCUGGCGGAGCGAUGGGCCCUCAAAGACCCUGGGCGGGGCACCGAAAGAGAGAGGGCAAGCAAAGUCCUGGAGAAAGCGGUCUUCAGGAGGCUGAUGAACUUGAAGGAAAAGUGUUUCAUGAGCUGUUCUGUCUUCAGUUCCCGGCAGGAAGGACAUCAUCUUGCUUUCACCCAGUUCGCAGCCUGGGGCUGCUGGAAGGGGCCCUGGAGGGAGGGUGGUCCUGGCUGGAGCCAGUUGGACCCAGUGGUAGCUGCAGAACUUCUGUCGCAGAUCCAGGAAGGAGAAUUCUGGGUGGAAGAGGAGGAGUUUUUUGCCGAAUUUGACGAGAUUAUAACCGGCUAUCCGAUCACGGAAGAGGGACAGCUCCAGAGCCUUUAUACAGACAGAGUGCUAAACCACACACAGAAGCUGUACGGUUCGUGGGUGAGGGGACAGUCUGCCGGUGGGUGCCGUAACAACAGCACCUUCCCUACGAACCCCAAGUUCUGGCUGAGGGUGUGCGAGCCGAGCGAGGUGUGCAUAGCCCUCCUGCAGAAGCAUCGGAAAUAUAGCACCGACUGGGCCGGACGGAUUCGAAACUGGCCUCGCUUGGUGGAAGCCGAUCCGUUUGUGGCUGACGGAAUCCGAGGGAAGAAUUAUCACGCGGUGGGACUGCAUAUCUGGAAGAUUGAAAAGAAAAAGUUCAACCUGCCGAGGACCCUCUCCGCGCCCCCAAUUUCCGGCACCGUUUGCCAUUCGUACAACCGGGAAGUUCACCUCCAUUGCGACCUGUCCCCGGGCUAUUACCUGGUCAUUCCCAGCACUUUCCUGAACGAUGCCGAGGGGAACUUCCUGCUCCGAGUCUUCUCCAGCGGGAGAAUCUCCUUGAGUGAGAUCAAACAGUUAUCCCCUGACAAUGUUGCCCGCGAAGAGCUCCCAGGAGGCGAAUGGGAGACAGCUGUGAUGGAAGGGUGUUGGAGGAAAGGGCAAAACGCUGGGGGCAGCCGGAACUUCCCUUCAUUCCACACCAACCCCGCCUUUCCCCUCUCCGUCACGGGACAGAGCAGCGUGAAAGUCUCUCUCCGUCAACACUGCCCGGACAACAAGUGCCGCCCGAUUGGGUUUCAUAUCUUCCAGGUCCCCAGCGAUAACAACAACAUGAAAAUGCCACUGUCAUCUUGCCUGCAGUCGGAGCCGGUGGUGAACUGCGUCCCUCACUCCUACUCUCAGGAAGUCGGCCAGGUGUGCCGGCUCGCUUCGGGGAACUACGCCAUCGUUCCAUCGACGUACCUGCCCGAUACGGAAGGCCGUUUCACCUUGAUUGUAGCAACCCAAAUAGACAGGAAAAGCAUUCAGAUCCAAGAGACUUUGGGGCAAAGGCUGGAAGAGGUCUCCUUUAAAGCGGUCAUGAAAAUGUAAUUUUGGCAUCAGCAUCGGGGAAAAUGGUGAUACACCUCAGGAACGGCCUAGUUGUCUUCAAUUUGAACUGCAAUAAUCCAAGGAUAGGUUUAGCUGAGAGGUUUCUUGGGUAUAUCAGCAUUCCGACCUUAUUUAAUCUCUUUCUUUCUUUCUCUGUCUGUCUGUCUGUCUGCCGUCUCUCUCUCUCUCUCUCUCUCUCUCUCUCUCUAACGAGAACCCGACACAAAUCACACCUCAAUUUUGUAGCAUUCCCGCAUGGACUUCGGCCUCCCUUGAAUUCUCUUGCAGCGUUGUACAGACUUAAUUCCGUCCGUUUCGGUCUCUUUCUCCUUGAACCUCACAUCCUCAGUAUCCGUAGAAAGAUACACCGUGUCUGUGCCGUGUUCAGAUUGGUCUUUAAUUCAGUGGCAGUAACACUUUGGCCUGUGUGUUGUGUACGUGUGCAUGUAUACAUAGCAAAAAAAAAAAUUGGCAAAUGAAGUAUCGGAGGCUGACAGUGUGAAAAAGAGGCCUGGGUGGAAGCAAACAAUGUGACCGUUGUUUCAGGAAGAAAAUACUGUUUUUUAAAAAAUGAAAUAUGCAAUAGCCGGAUAUGUUUCCCACUUUCUACCCACUCGCACAAGAUUCCAUUUGGAUGUGCUUGAAAACAUGUGACCCAGCAAACGGACCGUAGCUCACCAGCUAUGUAAUGCGGCUUAUCGGAUUUUUGCCAAGAAGGUGGCAGGAACAGACAAACUUAAACUUGGGGUAAGGUUGGGGGAACCAGUCGGGGUUCGUGGACAGCUCGGUUUGAGGCCACGCGCCACACCUAAUUUGGAGCAAUCUCCUCAUCUGCUUCAUGCUAGAACUUUGCCCCCGGUCCUCUUAUGUUCAGUUUUUCCUCUGGAGUUGGCAAGGGCCAGUGUUCCCUGUAAACCGUGCCGCUGUGUGGCCACCAUAUUUGUGCCGCAUAGCUAAGGAGCCGCCUGGCAGGGGAUCCUAGGUCUGUGACGUUCCACGCAGCCCUGGGGAAGGAUUAGAGGGGCUGUUGGCAAAGGGGGAUUCUUCCAGAUGUAUUCAGUAGAGCAGUCCCGGAUGUUAUCACCCUCCCAAAAUCUCUUCCCGCCUCCUGCUUUUCCCAGGUUGGAUUUCUUUAUGGCAUUCGCUCCUCUGGUCCCUGUUGACCUGCCACCCCCCCUUCUCUAUUUCUAUUAUUUCUCUUUGUUGCAUUAACGCAUUCACCAGGCUCUCGUAGGGUAGGGACAGUGGCUUCAGGAUGUCUCACCCUAGACAGCCAUCUUUGCGUCCCCGUCAUCAAAACUGCUCUUACAGCACAAAAGGGCUGAGGCAUUGUGGGAUAUUUAUUUAUUUAAAUUAUGGAAUGUGUAUGUUGGGGAAAGAAUUUUCUUGGUGCACUUGUUUCAGGAGGACCUAGGACAGGGGUGGCGAACCGUUGGCACUCCAGAUGUUAUGGACUAUAAUUCCCAUCAGCCCCUGUCAGCAUGGCCAGCCAUGCUGGCAGGGGCUGAUGGGAAUUGUAGUCCAUAACAUCUGGAGUGCCAAAGGUUCGCCACCACAGACCUAGGAUGUAGGUGGGCGAAAACAAUCUCUGGGGGAAAUGUUGCGCGGGGGGUGGAGGUUGCCUCCCUAAGAAUGGGAGAAAUUAUAGUAUCAACCGAUUUCCCGCCCCCCCUCCUUCCUUUGUAAAGCAUUUCUUAAGUGAGAUUUUAAAAACGCUGUAUUUUUCUUUUAAUAACCGAAGUGGUUGUUCAAAUGUCUUUUGGAAAAUAAAAAGAAACCCAAAAUGUUGUA